GAGUUAUCGGUGUUCGAUUGAGGAAUUGAAAAUUUCCUCUCCCCAACGACGAAACCCUAAACGCGCAGGCCCUAUUCUCGUCUGCGUAGAUCUGCAACGCGAUAGGAAGCGUGUCAUCCUUAAUACGAAAUACCGAUCUUUUCUUGCCAAGUAGUGGGACUUUCAUAGGCUUGUCGGGUAAUCUUCGAUACGAUUUUGAGGAUGUCUCGGUGCUUUCCGUACCCACCACCCGUGUAUACACUGAACAGAGCCAACAAUGAGGCCUUGAUCGAAUCGAUUAAGCUCCAAAAAGAAAGAGGCAAGGCCAAAGAAAAGAAACAAAGGAAGCCGGAAAAGAAACAAGAGAAGAAAGAGAGGAAGGGGGCAAAAGCCAAAGCACAUCAGAACCUUGACAAAGCUGAUAUUGUCCAUGGCCACAUUGGUGAGAAGUUAUGGGCAAAUAAUAAAAGUAAACUUCUCCACAAGGAAUGUGAACCUGAGCCAGAGCAGUUGGAGCGAAGCACCUUGACUGAAGAUCAUGGGUAUGCAGCACGUGUGAAUCCUCCCAGCUGUUCCUCCGAUAGCACAGAGAAUAGCAACAACAAAAGAAAGAGGCAAUGCUCACCUGAGGAUGUCAACUGCAAACGUGGUAAGAUCAUCAGAAUAAGGUUGACAAAGAAACCAGAUGAUUCCAGUGCUUCAAUCAAACAACAGCUCCCUUCUACAUCUGGAAGGAUACCGUCUGUUUCUCAACAUAAAAAUGAUGUUGAUCUCAUGCACCCGAGGCAGUAUUCUUGCAGCACGUCAAAUGAACCCCGCAGAAUCAGCCAGAGCAGUGCUCAUAGAAUUGAUGGAGAAAAGAUGCAAUCAACUUCCCAGCAAAUUAAGCCAGCAGUUCCACCCAGCAAAAUCAGCCUAGGCAGGGCUCAUAGAAUUGAUGGAGACAAGAUGCAAUCGACUUCCCAGCAAAUUAAGCCAGCAGUUCCACCCGGCAAAAUCAGCCAGAGCAAUGGUCAUAGAAUUGAUGGAGAAAAGAUGCAAUCAACUUCCCAGCAAAUUAAGCCAGCAGUUCCACCCCGCAAAAUCAGCCAGAGCAGUGCUCAUAGAAUUGAUGGAGACAAGAUGCAAUCAACUUCCCAGCAAAUUAAGCCAGCAGUUCCACCCGGCAGAAUCAGCCAGAGCAGUGGUCAUAGAAUUGAUGGAGAAAAGAUGCAAUCAACUUCCCAGCAAAUUAAGCCAGCAGUUCCACCCCGCAAAAUCAGCCAGAGCAGUGCUCAUAGAAUUGAUGGAGAAAAGAUUCAAUCAACUUCCCAGCAAACUAAGCCAGCAGUUCCACUGACGAAGAGUGUGAUUAUGACUCCAAUGCAGAAGAUGGAGUUGGAAUAUAAGAAUCUAUUUGAGAACCUGACUCUGCCUCUACUGCCGGAGGCUGCAUCCCUCCCUGAUGAUCAAGAUUGGCUCUUCCAGAGAAAAAAUCAGGACAGAAAUACCAAUAUAAAAAAGAUAUCUCGAAAUGUUAGAAUGCCUUCUUCUGGCAGCCAGACAUUAUGGCCCCGGGCACAUUACUUGCAAGAAGUUGAUGUGUACGCAUUGCCUUACACAGUUCCUUUUUGAGGUUGCACGAAGGCGAAUUGAGAGCAGUGAUCUGUAUUGCUACUGGCCAUGACUCCCUGCUUCCUUCCUGGACAAGUGUUUAUUAUGCCUCUCCACCCGAUAUCAUUUUUGUCGAUGGGAGGAGAUGCUUGAUGAAGCAAAGUGAACCAAUUUUACUGAUUGCAUGGAGCAAAGGUAAUGCCUCCAGAUCUUAUCCGAAUGGCUGCAAACUUGCGCUGAAGAUGCACAACUGAGAUAUUAUCCAGCCAUUCUGCCCCGGCGCACAAAAUGUUGUCGCUCGAGUUUGAUACUGCCUAUUCUUUACAGUUAAACCAUGAUUGGAAGAAUUGUAAUCCCAUGUUAUGGGCUGUAUACUUGAGACAAAUCCUCUUUUCUUAAUCUCAUUUGCUAAUAGGUACAGAAUCAGUACUAGUGGCUUUUUUAUUGCAAGUGACUUUGUUGCUUUGGAUAUAAUUCAAUAAAACCUUAACAUUUCCCCUUC
This is a messenger RNA of Andrographis paniculata, 2074 nucleotides long. RefSeq lists its product as uncharacterized. The transcript is spliced from 3 exons. Bases 202 to 1593 code for a protein of 463 amino acids. The record is from RefSeq and is a predicted model, not a curated record. Lineage: Eukaryota; Viridiplantae; Streptophyta; Magnoliopsida; Lamiales; Acanthaceae.